AUGAAGAGUGCAUCACAAGACCCCCAGACAUCAUUUGACUCUCCAGUCAAAACGCGCCGCAUUCGAGAAAAGAUAGAGAGUAUGGACGACAUCUUUGUUAGAAUGUAUUUAAUAUCCAAACUGAUUCAAAGCAACUUUAUUGUUGAAAUCACUUCAGGGAGGCGGUGUGGUGGUGUUUGUAACAUUGAAAUCACAACGAUAUAUAAAAAGUCCCAAGAUAAAAACAGUCAGAGUAUCACCACUUAUUAUGCAUAUGAUUUAACUUUAAAUAUCGAGGAUCGAAUGAAUGCAAUGGACAAAAGGCUUUUUGAGAUACUUAAAGAAAAUGGGUAUGAUGUGGAAACGUCGUUUGAAAAUAACAAGAGAAAUGUUACUGGGGUUUUGUUUAUGAAAAAUGGAAAGAAGUUGAUAACAAGAAGACCAAUGACGAUCACAAGGGGAAAGCAGUGGUAUGAAUCAAUGCAACAGAAAAUUGAAGCAGCAUAUUUGAGAAGUUUGCGGCUCGAAAAGAGUUCGUGA
Entamoeba invadens IP1 is the source of this 519-nucleotide messenger RNA. RefSeq lists its product as hypothetical. Bases 1 to 519 code for a protein of 172 amino acids. The transcript has a single exon. The record is from RefSeq and is a predicted model, not a curated record. NCBI's taxonomy places the organism in Eukaryota, Evosea, Mastigamoebida, Endamoebidae.